Cyprinodon tularosa is the source of this 4038-nucleotide messenger RNA. RefSeq names its product interferon gamma receptor 1-like (gene ifngr1l). NCBI's taxonomy places the organism in Eukaryota, Metazoa, Chordata, Actinopteri, Cyprinodontiformes, Cyprinodontidae. The record is from RefSeq and is a predicted model, not a curated record. The transcript has 7 exons. The coding region runs from base 177 to 1391 and encodes 404 amino acids. Gene Ontology annotation, molecular function: protein binding.
UCUAGGAAGCGUUGCAGCAGAGUCAGCCGCCGCCGCCUCCGCCGCCUGUCAUAGCGUUUGAUCUAUCCUCUAAGUUCCCACUGCGUCUGUCUUGUAUAAACCAAACUCCACACAUCUCUGUUGGUGUUGACAUCAAGGAGUCAAGGACAAAGCGAGCUCAGCUCGGACAGAAGAAGAUGAUUCGGACCCUUUUCCUGCUGUGUUUCCCACUUUUCCCCUUUGUUUCACCAGCUCAGGUGGCGCCUCCCACCAACGUCACCCUUACCUGCCGCAACCAGAAGAACAUACUGAAGUGGGACUAUGACCAGCCCCCUGACCAGGGACUGAGAUUCAGGGUCAAUAUUAAAUCCGACAACCCCCUCAAAGGUUGCAAAGAUGAACUGUGGGUAGACUACCCUGCUCUUCAAGCGGAUGUUUCGUUUCUCUCAGAUCCAGAUAAUACAUAUAUGCUUGAAGUGAAAGCUGUGUUGGGACAGAAUGAGUCUGAUGUUUCCCCACAGGAGGGACUCAUAUUCAGCUAUUUCUAUGGUUCUCCGCUUGCCCAAAAAAUAUGCCUUCUGGACCUUCCGCCCGUUAAUAUCACCUACCUAUCGAAUACCAAGAUCCACCUCCAGUUCAGACACCCUUGGUUGUUGUACGGGGAAGGGGUGUCCAGAUGUAAUAAAGAAAAUGAAAAGAAGAAAAAGAAAAGCCACUCCAAAAGGACUGCAUAUUUACCGCUUUUUUCAUAUAAUGUCCAGAUGGUCGGCCAGGAGAAUAAACAGCACAACUUUGACUGUGAGGAGGAGAUGUGUGAGGAAAAUCUGUCGGUGGAUGCUGCACAGGACGAACAUUGUCUGACAAUCGAGGGAAAACUCCGUAAAAUGUCUGUGGUGUCCACAGAGGACUACUGCAUCACAAAACAACCACCUUCUAACAAUCAAACCGGCGUCUAUGUCGGGACCUUUGUUGGUAUCUUGGUGGUGUUGGCAGCUGCUUUAAUCGCCUACAUGGUUUACCGGAAGAAGACGUCGCCAUCUAGUGAUAUACUCCCUCUAUUCUUUGGGAUUCAAAAGCGGCAGCCACCUUUCUUCCAGCCUCUUAAUGACCAGGUCAGUCCUACGGAGGCUUUCCCCGUCGUUUCGCCGAAGAGCACUGAAGAGCGCGAAGAGGAAAGCGUCAGUCCGUCACAAGAUGCAUCUAAAGAGGAUAAUGAACACUUGAAGUUGCCACCUGACAACGAAGAGCUGGAGGGAGGCCAGGCGACCGGUGAGCAGGACCCAUACAUGUGUGACAAGUUCAACGAAGGUGACGACCCAGAAUCCGACCAGGAGAACGUCUCUCCCUAUGAGAGCCAUCCCGUAGUGCUGGAGUUGGCCCCUGAGGACCGUGCAGAGGGAUACCGAGGCUAAAGAAAAUAAAACAAAACACUCAUUGUUUGAUCAAGAGGAAAAUACUAAUUUCAGUCAGAAAAAGGGAACGAGUCCAUCAGUUGCAAUUGCAUUUUAUCCCUUUGCCUCAGUAAUGUCUGGCUGAUUGCUAAAAGUGUUGAAAAUACUUUAGACUGUUAAAACUAACUAGACAUAUAAAGCCCCAAUCACAGCUUUUUCCGGGCUGAGGAUACUAGCAUUAAAAUGCAUAAUGAGCUCAGCUUUUGCACUUUUUUAUACAUUCCAAUAGCUGUAGUUGCUCAUUAGAAUAAUGUAGAGUUAGACUCAGAACACCUUUAGCUUUAAUUAUAGUGGCACCGCGAAUCUCCUUUAAUGUAGACUAAUAAAACUUACCACUUUAUCUUUCAUUUCAUGAAAUGUGGCCCUGCUGUAAAGGGUAUCAAGUCCUUUUCAUGCAUUUUAACUGUGCACCUUAUUUAGGAUAGUUGUGGCGGAUGUAUGUGUUUGUUGUCUGUAGAGGUUAGAGGUCAAUCAGUGCCAUAAGUCUCACUCAGUUUGGCUUUACUUAGGUAGACAAUUUAUUUAAUGCAUUUUCCUAUAUUAACCAUUCAACUGUAUUCUCUCAUUAAUGCACCUUCCUAUCAGACGUCGUUUCUAACAGUAAUCGGUUCUGCUUGAGAGGAAAGACAAAGGCAGUCCAAUGACAGAGAUGCUGGAAAUAUAUUGAAAUGAUGACUUGACUAAAAAACACCAGAAUCUAGAUUUUUUUAAAGGUUUAGGAAUAAUAGGUGUGAAGAUCUUCAUCGCUAUCUAUCUUCUUAAGAUCGAUUAGGCUAUGAUCACGCUGAGUAUGAAUGGAGUGAUUGUUAAGAUGUUAAGAUGUCUCAACGGUGCAGAUUAACAAAGGAUGCGUUUAAAGCCAUGCAAAGAGAGCAAAGCAAUACUUUGCUGGAGUUUAAACAACCUGAACUUUUCUGUCGACUUGUGUUAAGUUGACAAAUCAGGGACUGGAAGGGGUUUUGGUGGAGUUUUAAUUUUUUUAAAAACAGUAUUUGCAGGUCCUGAUGCUGGGUUCUGGACAGAUUGAAGCCAUCAUCCAGCUGCAGCCGCUGAUGCAGGUGGAUAUGGGCUUCUAUCAAUCACAUGAGAGCAGAUCUGAAGCUGUUGUUCACCAUUGAUGCCAACUUUAGCAUUAGUAGCUGAUGGUAAACCACGGUUUCCUCCUCGUGCCUCAUAUUUAUCAUUUAGAGUGACAGUUGUUUAAGGCGUCUCUGUGUCAGAUGAGCUAAUAUGGAGUCACAGCUUCAGACUGUCGGGUCCAUUUAUUGACUCUGCUUCCCGUGAGGCUGCCAGAAGAGCUUCCCCCAGCUGUUAGUUUAGGGGACUAAUUAUAUCUGGUGCUUAGCUGUUUAGCCACAGCGCCGCUCUUUUAUAAUCUUCAUGUCUACCGGAUCUAGACCGUGCUCCUCCAGUUGAUGACCUCUGGGCUGAGUCUCAAACACCAGAAUUUGUAUUGAGGGAAAUGAUGCUUGCUAGGCCAUUAUAUAUUCCCCCUGUUGCAUUUGUGCCUUUGAAGGUUACCUUGACUACCUGAGAUGAACACCUUCUUGAUUUUAUAUUUUAUUAUUUUUAGAAGUUUGCACCCUCUUUAUUCUGCUAUGCUACCAAAUCUGGAAUAUCCAGCUGGAGAACAGAGUUAAAGUGAGACUGAGCUGCUGCUCAUCACUUUGUGUUGAUUUGCAACCCCAAAACAUAGGAGAAAUUCUUCCUUUUUAUCUGUCUUUGUGUUCUAAAUCCCAUAGAAAAGCACUUAAAUCUAGAAUAAAUAUGACAGCUGUGAAAAUGCCACAAGAGUGAAAAGGUUUUUAUUUGUUAAAAACAUUUCUUUGUAGUCUGAAAUAUUGUUGUCUGAAAACCUUUCUAGUUUUCUAUUUUUCUUUUAUAGUAAUAAAAUUCAUGCAUGUUUUUUUUCAUUCUGUUUUAUUAAAAAUAAAUAUGUUGAUUCUAAGUACAGAACCUCAUUGCUGUCACGUCUGAGUCUUUCCACUUAUGAAGGGAAGUUGGCAUUAGGGACAUGCAGCGCAGGUGGAAUGGGCCCUUCAGACUAACACAUCAGGUUCUGUUUUAAAGGAAGAACCACGGCCGUCAUGGCGGGUCGUGACAUUUGAUCGUUCUACUCUGCCUGUUCCUCUUAACAGUGAGGAGGAAGACAUUCUGUUGGUGUUUAGAUGCAUUUCCCUCCUUUUUGAUUGUGCGUCUGUCGGAACGCCCAUAUUUGGGCUUCCUGAACUCGUUACCUGCGUAAUCCUUUAAUUAUACGUUUCUGUUUUCUUGUAAUCUGCUUCUGUGAUUACCAGCCUGCCUUAUUGUUGAUGCACUGUUGAUAAUCAUAAAAAUUAACAAUAAAGAACCUGUAGUCUGAGGACAAUCAACUUUUUAUAUCUGAAUAAAUUCAGAUGAAAAGAGUGUAAAAUGAUUAUACAGUAUAAAUCAUUAUAUGUCUCCAAGCUUUAACUAAGACCAUCUACCGUAUAUUUUCACACCCCAUGCCCUAACAUUUCUUACUACAACCUUUGUUGUAUUUUAUGUGAUUAUGAACUAACACAAUGCUGUGCAUGGCUGGAAGUUGGUGUUUAAACAUAUUUUGUAAAUAAAAGUUUGGAAUGCC